Molecule: messenger RNA, 1665 nt
Organism: Marmota monax (woodchuck)
Lineage: Eukaryota; Metazoa; Chordata; Mammalia; Rodentia; Sciuridae
Product: condensin complex subunit 2-like
Exons: 2
Biological process (GO): mitotic chromosome condensation
Cellular component (GO): condensin complex
Molecular function (GO): chromatin binding
Source: RefSeq, a predicted model, not a curated record
AUGGAGCUCGGCCUAUUCUGCGCACCUGAGGAUGGCAUCAGCCUCCGCACACCAGGCAGUGUGAAUGGCUCUUCCUCAGAGACCCGUGGACACACCCACAGUGCCUCCUCACCUUUGGAAAGGGCAUGCCCCAUGCCUCUGCCCAGGAAGGCUCCGCUCAGUACUCCUGUCACCCCGGUCCUUGAAGACUUCCCUCAGAAUGAUGAUGAAAAGGAGCGGCUGCAGCGGAGGCGCUCCCGGGUCCUGGACCUGCAGUUCAGUACCGACUCGCCUCACCUGUUGGCCUCCCCCACCAGCAGGAGUGUUGAUGCUUCCACUACAGUACCGAAAUUCACAAACACACAGAUCACAGAACAUUACUCCACUUGUAUCAAACUAUCCACUGAGAACAAAAUCACUACCAAGAAUGCUUUUGGCUUGCACUUGAUUGAUUUUAUGUCAGAAAUCCUUAAACAGAAGGACACGGAACCAACCAACUUUAAAGUGGCUGCUGGCACCCUGGAUGCCAGCACCAAGAUCUAUGCUGUGCGGGUGGAUGCUGUCCAUGCUGAUGUGUACAGAGUCCUUGGGGGACUGGGCAAAGAUGCACCUUCUCCGGAAGAAGUGGAGGGCCAUGGUGCAGAUGGAAGUGCUACUGAAAUAGGAACAACUAAAAAAGCUUCAAAGCCAAAGAAGAAGCAUUCGUACAAGACCAUUGAGCAGAACAGAGACAACCUCAAUAUCUCCGAAGCAGAUCAAAAGUGUGAGGUCAAUCCCAUGUUUCAGAAGACCGCAGCCUCAUUCGAGGAGUGCAGCACUGCAGGGGUGUUCCUCUCCUCCCUCCACUGCUGCGACUACAGGAGCGAGCUGCUCUUUCUUUCUGACAUCCAGAGCCUCUCCACCGCAGAGCCUCUUGAGUUGCCAGAUUUAGGCUGGGUAGAAAUGACAGACCUCAAAGCGCCUCUGCAGCAGUGUGUGGAAAAUGGCCAGCUCUGCCCUUCCCUGGCUGGGUUACAGUUCACAAAGUGGGACAGCAAGACACAUAAUGAGUCUGUGUCAGCCCUGGUAGACAAGUUUAAGAAGAAUGACCAGGUAUUUGAUGUCAAUGCUGAGAUGGAGGAGAGUGGCUGCGGGGACUUCCUUGAUGGGCCCCUGGAGGACAACUUUGAUGCCAAUGAUGAGCCCGAGCACACCUCAGCUGGGGACCACGAGGAGCUCCGGAGCUGGAAGGAGCCCUGCCAAGUCCAGAGCUGCCAGGAAGAAAUGAUUUCCCUUGGGGACGGAGACAUCCAGACCAUGUGCCCUCUUCUCUCCAUGAAACCUGGAGAAUAUUCCUAUUUUAGUCCCCGGACCAUGAAGAUGUGGGCUGGCCCAGAUCACUGGCGCUUCAGACCUCGACACAAACAAGAUGCUGUUUCCCAAUCAGAGAACAAGAAGAGGAAUUCAAAGAAAGAUUUUGAAAUGGACUUUGAUGAUGAUAUUGAUUUUGAUGUAUACUUUCGAAAAACAAAGGCUGCGACUGUUCUGACCAAGUCCACUUUGGAGAACCAGAACUGGAGAGCCACCACUCUUCCUAGAGAUUUCCACUACAAGAUCCACACGCUGGUCCAGCUGCACCUCAAACCAGGCUUAAGGUUACUAAAGAUGGCCCCAGGCCAGAAGGCAGAGACUGAGCAUUAUGACAAC